Molecule: messenger RNA, 1104 nt
Organism: Komagataella phaffii GS115
Lineage: Eukaryota; Fungi; Ascomycota; Pichiomycetes; Pichiales; Pichiaceae
Exons: 1
Coding region: 1-1104 (367 amino acids)
Source: RefSeq, a predicted model, not a curated record
AUGUCUAUUCCUGGGACUGUAUCAGGCUCAAGAUCAAGUCCGGCAACUGGAACUGGAACGGGAAUGAACCAGCUCUUAUCCUUGGCGUCUUCUUCGCAAGUGAACUCCCUUCAAGAUCUUUGUAGUGCUUCCAACGGUUCUGCUUACACAGUCAUUAACAACCCGGUAUCCUUGAACAAUCCGUCUCUUGGUAGGUUGUUGGAGUAUUUGGGUGGGAAUGCUCCUUCCUCAUCAAACUCAGUUAAAGCGAAGCUAAGCAAAGUACUCAAAACAAAGAAAAAGGAAAUUCAGAGCGAAGCGGAGCUUAUUAAGGAGCUGAAUAGCUGGAUAAAUGUUCUUCCAAAUAAAGAAAGUGCAAAGCUGAUCUUUGAGUAUGCCAGAUCGUUGGAAGUUAUGGUAAAGCUCCAAGAAGAAAUGCUUCAAAAGUAUGAAAACAUUUCCCUUCAACUCGGCUAUGUCGACAAAAGAGAGAGGAAGGCCAACGCCCUGAAAGCACAGAGAAAGAAAGAACUCCGUUCCUUGAGACAGAAGGAAAGUCGAACCACCGAAAACCAAACAAUUAUCUUUUAUAGAGAAUCGAUUGAGUGUUUGAAUACUUCCAUUGAAGUGGUUCAAGAGCAGUAUGUUCGAACAAUCAACAAUGCUCUGAAAGGUAGUUUCAUCGACUUUCAUAUAUUCUUGCGGAACAUGUCAACUGAAAUCAAAAAUAGUUCCAUUGGCUUUUUCAAGUUCCUCAACGAUGGUUCUUCCAGGAACUACCAGAGAUAUAUCACAGCUAAUGAUAUGAAACCAGCAUUACGCAUGGCAUCCACCUCUUCGUCUAUCGUUCAAGGUGAGAAAACAGUGUCACCUAAUCCUUCUCCUUUGCACCAUAAUUUGGAAAUCAAAAGAAACUCCAACAACAACCCAACAUUACUAACUCUUCAGAAUAACUCUGUAGAGAAUAUUCUCAAAGACCCAUUAGUUGAGAGGCCUCAAGCAAGAGCAGUAUCCAGCAUAUACCAUAAUCUUGUACCGGAUCUUAGAAAGCUGAGCCAUAAUAGAGAAAAACGAAAAGUCCCUGAGUCCAAAGAUUCAGUUUCAAAUGACAACCAUUGGCUAUAA